Molecule: messenger RNA, 2393 nt
Organism: Neolamprologus brichardi
Lineage: Eukaryota; Metazoa; Chordata; Actinopteri; Cichliformes; Cichlidae
Gene: cplane2
Product: ciliogenesis and planar polarity effector 2
Molecular function (GO): GTP binding; GTPase activity
Source: RefSeq, a predicted model, not a curated record
GACAUAGGUUGUCAAGGGACGCUUUAGUUUACGGAAGUUUUUGCAUUUUGCCGACAGCGGUUGUUGUAAUUUAUAUUUAUGUGUUUUUGUGAUUGGUGUGGAUGCUUUAAAUGUUUUAUUACUGCAGUUCAAGCCUGUAACAAGACAACGUUUAAAAAAAUAUCCUCUGGCCCAGACGGGAACCGACUUUUCGCCUUUUUAAGCGACAUACCCGAGCUCUGUGUGAUGCUGUAGCUUUGUAACCGACAUGGCAAAGGUUCCUCCCCCAGGAUCAGUCGUAGUCGCAGACUGGCAUCGAUAUAAAGACAGUAAAGAGUAUUUCAGCAAAAUUCUCCACAAGAAGAGACGGAGGAACUUUGGCCUUUUGGAGUCUCCAGUGAUGCCCCCACAUGUAGCUGUGGACACAGUUCAUUAUAAGAUCUUCAUCUCUGGUAAGAGCGGAGUUGGGAAAACUGCUAUUGCUGCACGUCUUGCAGGCAUGAAUAUUCCCAGCAUGCACCAUGAAACCACAGGCAUUGAGACAACAGUGGUGUAUUGGCCAGUGAAGUUAAAAGAAAGCAGCAGAGUGCUUUUCUUCCGUUUUCAGCUGUGGGACUGUGGAGAGAACGCCUUACGCAGAUUUGACCAUUUGCUUCCAUCCUGCAAGGAGCAAGUGGAUGCGGUCCUCUUACUAUUCUCCUUCACAGACAGGACAUCAUUCGAUGAUCUGCCAAAUCAGCUCGCCAAAUGGUCCGAGCCAUCUGUCAGGCGUGUUGUGAAAAUGGUGGUUGGCACCAAAUUCGACCUUUUCAUGCACUGUGAUGUGGCAGAGCGAGAUAUAAGGGACUUCCAGGAGACAUGGGGUAUCCCGGUACUGCGUACAGGCGGGGAGGUCACAGAUGGGCUAGGCGACGUAGCCUCACUCCUCAACUGCCUUGCAGAAAACCUGUGGCAUCAGGACUGCGUUACAGCUGGCUCAGCCAGCCACCAUUCGCAGGAGACAGUGACUCUGCUUUAAAAAUGAACGUUGUUUUAAACAGCCUGGACUGAACCAGAGAUGAGGGUGCUCACCUCUGAAUGGGGCUCAUGUUGAGAUGAUGAUACUACAUUACUUAUAUUACUUGGCUCCAAAUUAUGUAUUCUAUUAAAAAAAACACAAACAAAAAAAAAAACCCAGUAAUACUUAAAAAUAAAAUACAAUACAAAAAAAAAUCUGAAAAUUAAGUUUUGGAUUAUUAAUAUCACCUCAAAACAUCUUUUGGUGAGAGGAUAUAAAAUGCCACUAUGGCAUGGUGAGCAUAUUAAAUAUUUUGUCCGAUUGUCAUGGUACACACUUGUACUCCAGAAAGUGAAUUAGAAAUCAUUUUAUUAUUAAUUAAAGUUAACCGCACACUGCUUAAAAAUUAAUUGGUAUUUUAAAGCAAGUCAGAAACAACAAAAACGUCUGUAGCGAUGAUCUAGCUCAUCGUGAGGUUAGUGGACAUUUGAACACAAAGCGCACCGAGUGCAUCUUCACCAAGAACAGUGCAAAGUGUAGACUGAACCACUGAUGAACCUUAAAAAGUGAACAAGUUAACGUUGUUUCAGUUGUCAGUUACAUGGAGCCAAGUUUCGUCUUUAAAGUUUAAAGCUGCUAAAAGGUCAGUGUCUCGAUGACAGCGCCUUCAUCCAUGCCUCUUUCUCCGACCUGUAAUUUAAAAGAAGGCCAUCAGAUGGUGAGGGGGACUCCAACAGUUACAGAUUGUAUCCACUCUUGCCUUGUGUCUGUAGCGAUUAUCAUUGCAGUCGGAUGUCCAGUUUGAGUUUUAGAGAGAUGUAGCAGGAAGGAGCAUGAGGGCAGACCCAGGACUUCAGUCUUCACAGGCUGAACGCUCACGUGUUCUGGGAAUUGAGCAUGGUCCAUUACUUUAAAGCGCUCAUCUCUGAAAGGGAUGGGAAGUAAGAUUAGGAGCACAUUUUCAAUGUGGAUCAUAAGAUCCUAUUUUUCGUUGACUUGCACCAGCUUGGACUGUACAGAGACUAAAAAGUUUGAUUGCUAGGAUUGCUUGUCAAAUACUUUUUCAUAGAGACGAUCAAAAGGUCAUUGAAGAGGUGGAGGUAGACGCCAACGAAUGACAUUCUUAAUUUAUAAGUGCUCUCCUUGGUCAGCUGUUUCAGGGCUCCGUGGUGCACCAGGAAACGCUUGCUUGUGACCAGAGGAACUGACUGGAUGGAUGAAGAAGACGGACUCUGUUACUGCUGCAGGUUAAAGAAGACCACUAUGUAGUCUAUUAAAAACAUUUGUGUCAUCACCUUAACUUUUCCAAAAUCCAGCAGCAUUUCGAGGCAGACCAGCUCCUCAAUCUGUUUCAUUUUUCGGACCCCCUUGUCACACUCUGUCACUAUCUGGGGUCAGAGUAGUGCAGUUGUAAAAG